GAGCUCGCUGGGAGAGACGAGCCGGGCUAAUCAUCGGCCGCUAACUUUCCCCAGUGCGAUCUGACAGGGCGACAGAGACGUGCUCGUAGUUGGGGCAAACUUUUGGGGGUUUCUUAUAGCAAAUGAGUCGAUCAGUACGCAGUGACAGCCCGGUUGUGGCGCAGAUGAGACAUCGUGAGGCCGAAGUGUACAGCUCCACCGUGGAGGAGACCAUUAAAAAUACACUGUCGGGCUUUCUUUGGCCAGAGAUUAGAAGGUCGCGCUCCGCACCGCGUUCACUUCUGCAAGUCAUCCGCUCGUGACGUUUUUCCCUCGGCAGGAAAUAAAAAGCGACGCUAUUUAGAAACCGGGCUGGCGGCUCUGGCUUCGCGUGGACCCCUCGGAAUAAAAUGCCGUUAUUUCUCGCAUCCUGACAAGUUUGGUAAACAGAAAGCCUCUUGAGGUUUUUUCCUCGUAACCGUCCCCUUCCCUCCCCCGUCCUCCGAGCAUGUGAUCCCAUAUCUGAUACAGACAUGGUUGUAAUGCAUUGUGAAUCGUGUCUUUAAAGGUUAUACUGUAUCCCCUGCCUUUUGCUGCUUGGUCUCCAGUGUAUUUUGACAUGUGAGAGGCUCGUUUCCCCAGGACAUGGACCUGAUUGACAUACUGUGGAAGCAGGACAUUGAUCUCGGAGCCAGGCGAGAGGUGUUCGACUACAACCACCGCCAGAAAGAGCAUGAGCUGCAGAGGCAGCGGGAGCUGGAGGAGGAGAAAAGGCUGCAUCUGCUCCGGGAGCAGGAGAAGGCCCUGCUUGCACAGCUACAGCUCGACGAGGAAACGGGAGAGUACAUCCCCCGCCCACCACCGAGCGCCCCACUGCAUUCGGCUGCCACACCUUUAGAGGUUACACAGAAUGUCAGCUUCACGGAGGAGAAUGGUGAUACUUUGUCAUUUGAUGAAUGUUUGCAACUACUGGCAGAGACAUUUCCUGUAGAGGAAACUGAGAACACUUCUGUAUGCCCGGGCACAACUGCUGUUUCAGUGCCCAGCAGCAACAACAUCAGCAUCAUGUCCCCUGAGCAGCCAGCUCUGCCACCGGCCACCCUCUCCCCAGGUCCACUGCCACAACCACAGAGGAUGUCCCCAGAUUUGGAGCAGGCCUGGAUGGAGCUUUUGUCCCUCCCUGAGCUGCAGCAAUGCCUGAGCAUGCAAAUGGAGGACACACUGGAGAGUACAACUUAUCCUCUUCCAAACAGCCCCAAAGUACAGAAUCCAAACUUCAGUUUUUACCCCAUGACCAAUCUCACAGAUGGGGAAACAAACACUUUAAAUGUUUGUCCUACAGAGUUUAUCAAUACAUUUGAUGGCUCUGUUCCCAGUAUGGCCACACCGGACAGUCUCAGCCAAAUGGAGACGAAAGCUCCUCAGUUAAAUACUAACUUUGGUGCAGAGAGCUUCUGUGACAUAUUUUACCCCAACACCAUUCUAGAAGAGAGCAGUGGUCAGCAUGGCCUUGAAGGAAGUGAAAGUACCACCGUGUCUGAUAUCACAAACAAGCCUCCCUUCACAUCUAUGGACCUUUACAGCCUCUCACCUGGAGAUGCAUUUGACAGGGGCAAACACAAUCUGACGGCUGAAAUGCCAGACUCAGAUUCAGGAAUCUCUUCAAACAGAAGUCCAAAUGCCAGUUCACCUGCAAAAUCCGCAUAUGGAGAUGGGUCCUUUGGUUACAGUGAUUCAGACAUGGAGGAGAUGGACCAUAACCCUGGCAGUGCAGAGUCCGACUAUUCAGAGAUGUCCUCACUAAAUUUCCAACCUGAUGAUCUUCAGACAGCAGUUUCUGUAUCUGCGGCAAUAGGGCAGCCACAACAGCAGCAUGAGAAGAAACCCAAACAAUACAAGACUGACCCAGCAGAGGAGAGUGACCACAACAACGCUCCUUUCACCAAAGACAAGCGGAAGAAACGCUCCGACGUGCGUCUCCCCAGAGACGAGCAGAGGGCUAAGGCCCUCAAAAUCCCUUUAAGUGUUGACAUGAUUAUCAAUCUGCCCGUCGAUGACUUCAAUGAGAUGAUGUCAAAACACCAACUGAAUGAGGCCCAGCUGGCCCUGGUCCGAGACAUACGCCGCCGCGGCAAGAACAAAGUAGCUGCCCAGAACUGCCGCAAACGCAAGAUGGAGAACAUAGUGGGUCUGGAGAGUGAGUUGGACUCCCUGAAGGAGGAAAAAGAGCGUCUUCUGAGCGAGAAGAGCCAGAACAUCACAAACCUGAAGGAAACGAAGCAGCAACUCAGCAACUUGUACCUGGAGGUCUUCAGCAUGUUGAGAGAUGAGAAGGGGAAUUCCUACUCUCCAUCUGACUACUCCCUCCAGCAGUCAACUGAUGGCAGCAUCUUCCUGGUCCCUCGCAUUAAAAAGACUUUCAUCAAGAGCAAGGACAACCACUUGUCUCCUUUGUAAUAUGGUACUGCAUUAACAUAGUAAUACUAUGCAAUAACUUUGUAGUCGCUCAGCUUUAAAACAUUAGUAGCCCAGCAGAACUAUUGUAUAGUUUUUGCUUACUUCUCUUGAAUGUUCUAAUAUUUUUGAUAUUUUACUUUUUCUACUCAGAUACCCUCACAGAUUCUUUAACCAAUAUUGUUUGUAAAUAUAAACAUUACUUGUUUUUGAGAUAAAUGUUACUGUAUGUGUGUAUGUGUGUGUGUGUGUGUGUGUGU
Molecule: messenger RNA, 2693 nt
Organism: Xiphias gladius (swordfish)
Lineage: Eukaryota; Metazoa; Chordata; Actinopteri; Istiophoriformes; Xiphiidae
Gene: nfe2l2a
Product: nuclear factor, erythroid 2-like 2a
Exons: 5
Coding region: 625-2436 (603 amino acids)
Biological process (GO): cellular response to oxidative stress; regulation of transcription by RNA polymerase II
Cellular component (GO): nucleus
Molecular function (GO): RNA polymerase II cis-regulatory region sequence-specific DNA binding; DNA-binding transcription factor activity, RNA polymerase II-specific
Source: RefSeq, a predicted model, not a curated record